UUAAGCCACCUGAGCUGCCCUCUUUCAGUAUGCCAAAAAAGUCAGGGUUCCUCUGAUUUAAAAGGCUGCCUAUGAGGGCUUGAGAUAAGGGACACAUGGAGGCCUUAUCUUACUGCCCCUAAAAGGACCCUAUGACUCCACCGUGGAGUUACCAAUAGGCAGGACUCUGAGCUGAGUCACAGGUCACAAAGUCACCAUGCCAACCUCCCAUACAUCAUAAGGGACAACACAAGUAAUAGUGUCUGCAGGUUGGGGUAAGGGCCACUCAGGGAGUGGAGCUCCUUGCCUUUGGCUAGUGUUCUCCCCCCCGCCAAACGCUUACCUCUUCUGCCACAGCAGGUACAGGUGGAUGUUCGCAAGGGCAGGGAGCCUGGGUGAAAGGGCGGGAGGGGCUGAGGCCCCUGGGCACUGGCAGAGGCAGGGGCUGGGGCGGAGGGGAACAGGUGCUGACUGCUCUGAUCCCUCACCACCUCAGGAAAGAGGAGAGUGACAGAGGAGACGAUGGAAGUGAGGAGCAGGUGCCCCUGGGUGCCGGCCCCUCACCUGUUCCUGCUGCUCCUGCUGCCACAUGUGCUGCUGAGCACAGGACAAUCCUCGUACAGCCCCUCAGGCUGGAGGAAUAUCUAUGAGGACAAAAGGCCGCCCGAGGAGAAGAGGCUGAAACCCUGUGAGGCUGCCUUCGACAUGUAUAUCAUCCUCGACGCGUCACAAAACGCACAGGGAAAUUGGAAGGCUAUACACCAGUUUACAGAGGAAUUCGUGCAGAAGUUCCAAAACCCAAAACUGAGGAUAUCUUUUAUAACCUUUGGAACAGAUGCCAACACCCUCAUGCCUCUCACCUCGGACAGCAAUAAAAUCCAAACCGGCUUGAAGCAACUUGAGUCUACAGUGCCUGGAGGAGUCCCAAAUAUUCACAAGGGAUUUCAAAAGGCAAAAGAGGAGAUCCGGAGGGUAUACUACCAGGAAGAUUACAACAUCAUCAGCCUGGUUGUUGCUUUGGUGGCUGGGAAGCUGUCACCAACGGCCCUUCAGGAGACUAAAAAUGAAGCUAAGGCGACUCAGAAUUAUGGGGCCAAGAUAUACCUCGUUGGAAUAAAUGAUUAUUCUAAAGACCAGCUGGAUAGUAUCGUGGAGAGGAAGAACCAAGUAUAUGGAACCAAAGGCUAUACAUCCCUGCAGGACAUUGUUUUCCCACUCGUGCUGAAUGCCUGUAAUGAUAUUACGGGUGAGGAAGCUUACACGUACUGUGUGGGAGACCCCUUCACUGCUGAUUUUUAUGGGCCGGGUUUAACUGACAAGAGAGAUGACAUCAUCUGUCGAAUCACAGGGGACACUGGUGUUGUGGAAAAAGAACCCAUCGAGGUGAACUCGGAGUUCGUAAUUUGCCCUGCCCAUACAUUUCAGAAGGAAGGAGAGAUGGUCGAGAUUCAGUAUAGCCUGGACAAGGGCAUCACCUUCGUCAAUGGAAGCCUUAAAGUCAUAGGCAUGAAUUGUGUGAGUACCGGGGUGGGGAUGCCUCCAUGCAUAUUAGAGUCCCUGUACUGGAAGGAGAGAGGGUCUCAGAGGCGAGAGAUGAAAACAAUGUCCCAGGCAGGUCCAGAAUGUAGCGUGGGCAGACAGGCAGCUGAGAGGCAUCUUAGAGCCAGCUCCAGGCCCUUAGCCCUUCCCCAGGGAGCUGUGCCCCUGCUCAGGCUUGGGAAAUACACUGGGAGUGUCUCCAUGAGAUCAUCUCGGGUGCAGCCAGCUGUCCAGGCCCUGCAGAACCUCUGCUCUUCAGAUGACUGUUUUCAUAGCUCCACAUCAUCCAGAUGUCUAGCCCAGGGCAGCAUGAUGUGGGCAACUGAGAGCAUCAGGCGGCAGAAGAAGUGUGCCAGGGAGGAGGGACACCUGGGUCUACCAGCACCACCGUUGUGGCCAGUACCAGCUUCUGAGACUAUCAACAGUGCUGAUGCUACUGUGCGUGUCUGUUUAUACUUGCCCCUGGAUGUCCACUCACGGAUCAGCAGACUGAAACUGAACUGACCCAUUUGCCCACCAGGUGUCCCAACUGGUGGCAGCUGCCCUUCUACAGACACAUUCAGAGUAGAACUCAGGAGCUGCCUGUGGCUGCAGGCCCAGCGCAGUUUCUUCUCCCUCAACCCUGUCCUGGCCUCUCCUUUCAACUGCUGUUUCCAGGGCACUGAAUCUCUCCCCUCGUGUCCCUCUCCCAUGUCUGAAGCAUUUCACUUGGUCUCAGGGGGCAUGGCUUGCAGCAGCUGGGUGCACAGGGGCAGUGCACUUGUUGUUGGCUAUGAGAAUCAAGUCAGUUGCCCCAUUCCUUAAGGGCCUGGGACUUGCUAUGAACACUCUAAACCUCACAGGCACCUGCUCAUUGGCUUCUACAGAUGUGGAACAUGAGGUGCAGAGGGAAUGAGCCCAAUGAGCUUUGUGGAAGGGUGUGGGAUGGGUGGUGCCAUGGGGAGAUGGCCCAGUGGCCCUGCUGCUGUUCCUGCCACCCCCAUUCACUCUGUCCCCCAGCAGCCUCUUCCACAGCCAUCUGUGUGCCUUAACUUCUGUGCUUCUCACCAGGCCCCUGUGCUGUCAGCCCAGGUGUGCAGUGGGCCUGCCUGUGGCCCAGCAGAGGAUUCUGGACUCCCUGACAGGGCUCUGGGGUAGAGCCUCUGUGCAGGGUCUGUGGCCCAGGACUUCACAGGGCC
Messenger RNA from Manis javanica (Malayan pangolin), 2696 nucleotides. The record is from RefSeq and is a predicted model, not a curated record. NCBI's taxonomy places the organism in Eukaryota, Metazoa, Chordata, Mammalia, Pholidota, Manidae.